AUGUUUGGCGAGUUCAACGAUGUCGGCAUGAGUUUGAGGGAGGUCCCGGCUGUGUCAAAGAUUCUCCGCUGCAAAGGUUUGAAGAGCUUUGAGGUAGUCAAGGGCUCUCUCUUCCUCAUUGCGUCGUUGGAAGUGGUUGGCGAGUUCCCCUGUAAAGGCUUCGGGAUGUUGGCCACCUUUGUGCUAAAGUUCUUCCAAUUCACCCUUGAUGUCCGCAUCCCUAUGAUGAGAAUGCGUGAUGAAGGUCAGGGUAAACUUCUCGAUCUGGGAGGUUACAAUAGAGGGGAAUUGUGA
Molecule: messenger RNA, 294 nt
Organism: Penicillium bovifimosum
Lineage: Eukaryota; Fungi; Ascomycota; Eurotiomycetes; Eurotiales; Aspergillaceae
Exons: 1
Coding region: 1-294 (97 amino acids)
Source: RefSeq, a predicted model, not a curated record